Lycium ferocissimum is the source of this 810-nucleotide messenger RNA. RefSeq names its product cyclin-dependent protein kinase inhibitor SMR6-like. NCBI's taxonomy places the organism in Eukaryota, Viridiplantae, Streptophyta, Magnoliopsida, Solanales, Solanaceae. The record is from RefSeq and is a predicted model, not a curated record. The transcript has a single exon. The coding region runs from base 112 to 438 and encodes 108 amino acids. Gene Ontology annotation, biological process: regulation of DNA endoreduplication.
UUUACAUAGAUUCUUGAUAAAAGAAGAGUCUUUGUGUUCAAGAAAAUCCAAAGGAUAAAUCUUUUUCUUUUGUUCAUUACAAAGUUUUGUUUCUUUUUCAAGAAUACAGACAUGGGGUUUUCAAAGAAACAUCAAUUAGUAGAUGGAAGCAAAGAAGAGAACAAAAUGUGGGUAAUUGCUGGAAUAGCCUUUAGGCCUAAACUGAAAUCAAUAUCCACAAAGCCAAAUAAAGAAGAAUUUAAAGACGAAGAAGAAGAAAGGUCAACAACUCCAACAGCAAGAGAUUCAAGGAUACCGGAAAAACUUCCAUGUCCACCGGCUCCGGUGAAGCGCCGGCCUGCAUCUACGUGUCAUUAUAAUGGUGCCAGAGAGUUCUUUAAUCCACCAGAUCUUGAAUCUGUGUUUAUUAUUCGACAUGUGGAGAGAGCAAAUUAUUAGACCAUAAUUAGUGAAGGGCCAAACAAUAACACCUUAUGCAACCAGAAAGAAGUCCUUUUGUUUAAGUUUAUUAGUUUUUUCAGUAGCUUAGACUUUUGAGAUUUAGAUGUUAUAAUGUAAUAUACAGAAUAUAUACUAGAUAUGGUCUUAGCAGAUUAGCUAGUGUAGUUCAAUUUCUAUCUAUAAAACUAAGAAUAUUCUCAGUAUUAUGGCUUUUUGUUUUGUUCUUGUUCUGUUUUUUUCUUCUUAAGUUAGUUUUUGUAGUUGCUUAGGCUUUUGAGAUUGAGAGUUUUUGUAGUUGCUUAGGCUUUUGAGAUUGAGAUAAUGAUGAUUAUGUAAUAUACAAAAUACUAGAUAUGGUUCUUCUUCUCA